UCUCAUUCAGCAAUAUCACCCUUGUGAAACCGUCCUGUGGGCCUGUUGCUCUUUCGUUUCACACACAUUUGAGAUCAACAUCUCUAUCUCCACUCACUCAAAUGUUAUAAAGAAAAUCUGAUCUUUUCAUUUUUUUUAUUGGAGGAGAUGAAAGAGGAGAAGAGAUAAGCAAAGGUCUCAGAUCUCUCUAUAUUCUCGCUCGCUUCUUUUCUCCUACAUUUUCCCAAGAAACCUUUUCUAAACCUUGAAUCAAGAAUGGCUGAACCUAAAAGGUACAUUACAUCAGAGGAGCUGAAAGCCCACAACAAAAGUGGGGAUCUUUGGAUCUCAAUCCAGGGGAAAGUGUAUGACGUCUCAGAAUGGGUGAACCAUCAUCCAGGGGGUGAGUUACCGCUCUUAAAUCUUGCAGGUCAAGAUGCAACUGAUGCAUUUGUUGCCUAUCAUCCGGGCACCGCCUGGCAGUUUCUUGACAAAUUCUUUAAUGGGUUUUACUUGAAAGACUAUUCUGUAUCUGAAGUGUCCAAAGAUUACAGGAAGCUUGUGUAUGAGUUCUCAAAGAUGGGCCUUUUUGAGAAGAAAGGUCAUGGGGUUUUCAUUUCCAUGUGUUUUAUGGCAAUGAUGUUCCCUCUGAGUGUUUAUGGUGUUGUUUGCUGUGAGGGCGUGUGGCUGCAUUUGCUUUGUGCUUGUUUAAUGGGGUUUCUCUGGAUCCAGAGUGGUUGGAUUGGGCAUGAUUCUGGGCAUUAUCAGGUUAUGCUCACUCCUAAACUUAACAGAUUUGUGCAGAUUCUUUCAGGGAAUUGUCUCGCAGGCAUAAGCAUUGGGUGGUGGAAGUGGAACCACAAUGCUCACCACAUUGCUUGCAAUAGUCUAGACUAUGAUCCUGAUCUUCAGCACAUGCCUUUUUUUGCCGUAUCUUCCAAGUUUUUCAACUCGUUGACUUCUUACUUUUAUGAGCGGACAAUGUAUUUCGAUUCUGUUGCUAGGUUCUUGGUUAGCAAUCAGCACUGGACAUUUUAUCCUGUCAUGUGUAUUGCUAGGAUUAAUCUGUUUGCACAAUCAAUCAUUUUGCUCUUGUCUAAGCGGAAAGUGCCCCAUAGGGUUCAGGAGCUUUUAGGUUUGCUGGUGUUCUGGAUCUGGUACCCGUUGCUUGUUUCUUGUUUGCCCAAUUGGGGUGAAAGAGUGAUGUUUGUUGUUGCUAGCUUCUCUGUCACUGGUAUUCAGCACGUUCAGUUCUGUUUGAACCACUUUUCGUCUAGCAUUUAUGUCGGUCCACCUCGUGGAAACGAUUGGUUUGAGAAGCAAACGGAUGGCACGCUCGACAUAAAGUGUUCAUCUUGGAUGGAUUGGUUUCAUGGUGGAUUGCAGUUUCAGGUGGAGCACCAUUUGUUUCCUCGGUUACCUCGCUGCCAGCUGAGGAAGAUCUCCCCCUUGGUCAAGGAGCUUUGCAAGAAGCAUGGAUUGCCUUACAAUUCUGCGUCGUUCUGGGAGGCCAACGCCAUGACAAUUCGGACACUGAGAAACGCCGCCCUCCAGGCCAGGGAUUUCACCAAGCCCAUACCCAAGAACUUAGUCUGGGAAGCAGUCAACACUCAUGGUUGAAUGGUGGAAUUUUGCAGUGGUUAUAUUGCUUUCUGAAUGUUGUGUAGGUACAACAAUUGAGCAUUGUCUCUCCAUUGUUAUUAGGAUGUCUUGGUACAUGUAAUAUUUCAUUAAAAGCAAACCAUAUGUAUGUCAUCUAGCAUUUUUCAAUCAUGGACCUGUUUGUUUCUGAUCCUUAUAA
Messenger RNA from Sesamum indicum (sesame), 1780 nucleotides. RefSeq names its product acyl-lipid (9-3)-desaturase. The record is from RefSeq and is a predicted model, not a curated record. Lineage: Eukaryota; Viridiplantae; Streptophyta; Magnoliopsida; Lamiales; Pedaliaceae. Gene Ontology annotation, biological process: lipid metabolic process. Gene Ontology annotation, molecular function: oxidoreductase activity, acting on paired donors, with oxidation of a pair of donors resulting in the reduction of molecular oxygen to two molecules of water. Gene Ontology annotation, cellular component: membrane.